ACUAUCGAUAGUAUACCAGGUCUAAGCCGCAUAUCUGCUUUAUUGUUUACUUCGUUGUAUUUAUGUUUUUGUGAAUUUCGAUCGCCCUAAACUUUUCACUAACAGCGUUUUAAUGCAAAUUUGAAUCGUUGAAAUAAUCUAACAAGGGAAAGCACAAUUAUAUUAAUGGCAGCAAAAUCGCAGAAAAUAGGACGAAAGUUCGAGCGGACGACAAAAGGACAAAUUAAAUUCUAUAUUGAAUUCUGUAAGAAGCACCCUGAAAUUUCACAAAAGCGCUGGUAUGGAAAGAUUGCUCCUCUCCAUGUACAAGAGUUAUGGUCUCAGUUAGCAGAAAAACUUAACUCAAUGAAAGGUCCCACUAGGACUUUAAAAAAAUGGAAAGAAGCAUUUACAAUUUGGAAAAGUAUGGUACGUUACCGAGCACGUAAAAACGCAGCUCAAACCGGUUCAAGGUAUCGUCGUGAAGACCUAUUGAAGUUAACGCAAUGUAAAAAAACUGAAAACCACGAAGUUCCUACAAAAAAACUACGCCAGCCUGAGUUGAAGCCUUCAAAUGCGCCACACCCAACUGCAAUUAGUAAAGCUCAAAGUGAUGUUGAAUUUCCCUUCGAUUCAAUUUUCCUACCUAGCGAUGAAGAACGCAGAGAAAGGGAGGAAAUACUCUCCGUAAACCAUCAAAAUGUUAUUACGAAAUUGGAUCAAACGUUGACUGAAAUGAAUCGGGUUUUGGAAAAAAUCAAUGGCAAAUUAUGA
This is a messenger RNA of Rhagoletis zephyria (snowberry fruit fly), 753 nucleotides long. RefSeq lists its product as uncharacterized. The record is from RefSeq and is a predicted model, not a curated record. Lineage: Eukaryota; Metazoa; Arthropoda; Insecta; Diptera; Tephritidae.